AUGUAUGAUGAUUUAGAAGCCUUAGUCAAAAAACCGUCCAUGGAGGAAAAUGAUACUUGUUUAAAUGUGCGCUUAUAUGUAAUACAAAUUUUAUUUAUAUUUAUUGUUUGUUUUGUAAUUUUCGUUUUUUUCUUCAUUUUAUUUUUUCUAGGAGUUUUCUAA
Molecule: messenger RNA, 162 nt
Organism: Plasmodium malariae
Lineage: Eukaryota; Apicomplexa; Aconoidasida; Haemosporida; Plasmodiidae
Product: conserved Plasmodium protein, unknown function
Exons: 1
Coding region: 1-162 (53 amino acids)
Source: RefSeq, a predicted model, not a curated record